Sycon ciliatum is the source of this 1836-nucleotide messenger RNA. RefSeq lists its product as uncharacterized. The transcript is spliced from 7 exons. The record is from RefSeq and is a predicted model, not a curated record. The coding region runs from base 195 to 1418 and encodes 407 amino acids. Gene Ontology annotation, biological process: lysosome localization. Lineage: Eukaryota; Metazoa; Porifera; Calcarea; Leucosolenida; Sycettidae. Gene Ontology annotation, cellular component: BORC complex.
CACGCAACAAGAAAGAAAAGAAAGGAGGUUGAAUGCAGGUGACCCAUGCCAUGGCAUGCUUGGAUGAGACGGAAUGAUCACGAAAACCUUCUUCAGCAACACUGACUAACUUUGGAACGUGCCUAUCAUUCUUCACGCUUCGAUACGUGUUUGAACAGCACCGGGAUUCUCUAGUUCUUCCCUGUUUCCCUGAUAUGGAUCGAGAAGACGCUCUUGUAACGUCAGCGUCCGAAAUCGGAGAGCUUCGACCUCACGAAUCAACUGGCUCAAGCCCUGAUGUUGCCGUGCUGGCUAAAAACAGUGCCAGUGAGGACUCGUCCAGCGAUUCUGAGGAGCUGCUUGUGCCAAGAUCUCGUAAAAAUCAUAGCAAGAGAAAACGUGCUACAGAACCUGCAGCAAAGACUAGCCCAGUUGUGAACGAACAGCAGGAUCCAGAUCACGAUAAGCGUCAACAGGGUUUGGCGGGACAGGGCAGUCUACCUGUGAAUGCUGGCUCAAGUGAAAGUAUUGACAGGCGGGACGGUGAAGAGUCAGAGAGUUCUGCUGCAGCUGCAGUCUCAAUUUCUUCCCAUGACUCUCUACCUUCGAGCACAGUUGCUGCUGCUGCAGGGAGUGUGUCUGGCAAUGAAGGGAGGGCAGAUUGUUCUGUCAGUGGUACGUCCUUGUCAUCAUCUCGCGAGUCACUUGGAGUCGGUUCUGCUCCAGUAGCCAUCACUGCAACUACCCAUGAUGCUGGUGUUUGUAGUGCUGGUCAAGACCAGUCUCAUGCGCAGCACAGGCAAUCAACACCAACCCAGAAAGGCAGCAGUACCAUGUGUGAUCCUGCGGAUCAACUGACCCCAACACCGGACAGAGUAAUGAGUAACAGCAACGCAACACCAACCUGCUCCACACCGACGGAUACACCUCUCAAACUUGAUCGACCUCUUGUCGUGCACACCCCAUCUAAUACCGCUUCUGGCGCUAGCUGGCUGGCACAAGGUCUGACCACUCCAUGCGAAGUAGUCGAUGUGUCAUCGCAUAAUAUUUCUGAAGAUGUAGAUACGGCUGAUGAGGCUGAGGUGGACAUCACAACGCAAAUAGCCAGCGCUACUGACACCUCAUCACCGGUAGACGCGGCAUUACUCCGCGAUCUAGAGCGACGCGCACAUUUCGUGGCAGGCGAUCUGACGCAUCUGAUGGGCAAUAUGUCAAUGAACCUUCACGCGAUGUCGGCGGUCUCGUCAAGAUGUAUGGAGGCGUACAGGGAAUCUAUCGAUGAUCUCGGUGUCAACGUGGACGAGAGUAUCAAGUCCAUGUAUUUGCUGAUCGCAAAGUGUGAGUCCAUCAGCAACGACAUGAAACCCAUCUACAGCUUGGCCGAUCAAAUCAAAAGUAUCAAGCGAACACUAGCUGUGUUUGAGCAAAUGUGCAAGUGACGAGGCCAGUGGCGAAUUCAGGCUUCACAUCCAAAUACAACCUUCGUAAUUCUCUUUCCCCUGCUUGAGUCAGUGAGACUAACUAACUAUGCAUUUCUGUCUAUCGUGGAUUUAUAUUUUCAUUCGCAAAAACUGAACACACCAAAUGCUUUGCUAUCAUGCUGAAAACAUACUCCUUUUUAAAGUUUCCUCCUCGGAAGAAUGAUCAACUCUCUCAAACUAUUAGGGAGCAUCUCAUAAGUUCACACUUUUUUUGUAAACGUAACGCAUUUCGAAUAGACUUUACCCCCCUACCUCCCCCCUCUAUCCGAAAGUCUUAUCGCACAUUUUCUAAUACUGAUUACUACACUGUGCAUAUCCAUGGCCCAUGCCAUGGAUGUCAAAGAGGUUUGUUGGUGAAUGGCAUACAUAACAGUCA